ACAUUAAACGCAUAACUUAAAACUGGUCUUCACCAGCAUGGCACAAGCCCAUGGUGAAUUGAAAGCCUGUUUUACACUUCAACUGACUAUCUUUCCCAUUGUCCUCAAGGUGUCUGGGAACAUGGGGGUCUUGGUGGAAGAAAGAAAGUAGUCACAUUAUCUGUUCCUAGUUAUUAUCCAGUAUCCCUACUGGAAACACAGGGUGUGUGACUAUCAAUUGAGGAAAAAGGAUUUGCACCAGAACAUCGGUCCCUAUCCCAUACCAACACACAAACACACACACACACUCACACACACACACACCGGACUGGCACUCACGUCUAACAGUCUCUAACUGAGACAUCAGCCCCUUCAGAAAUAGGGAAGAGGGUUUUGCAGAAACUUAUUAUUCCUUUCUGUAUUUUACAGAAGAUUCCACUGUGUAGAAAAGAAAACAGAAAUGUUCAACACCACAGAUAGAUCCUAAACAUCACCCAAGGAACAAUUGUUGAAACACAUUCACAGCAUUUAUGUUCACAGCUUUGCUGAAUACAAAGAAGGUUGGACAGUGAAACCAUCAUCUGGAAAUUGGUUGGGUCAGCGGAGCUUUGACCUAUCAUCAGAUCUGAAACCAGUCAAUGGUGCGGAGUCUUCCAUCAGAACCAGUCUUUCUGAGGGUUCAUCUGUGGGUGAUUGGUCAAGGUGAAGCUGGGAAGAAGUGUAAGUGUCUCAGAGUGUGGUGAGAGUUUCAUUUAUCCAUUGAACCGCACAGACCACUGACUCAUUCCUCAACAGGUGAAAGGCUGCUUGCAUGUGAGCUGAGAGACAGGGGCUGUAUAUGGUUGUUGCAUAACUGUUCACACCGGGACUGCCACAUGGAAGGGAAACCAUUCAAGUGUGAAGUUUGUGAUAAAGCUUUUGUGGCCUCUUCGACCCUCCUGAGACACCAGAGGAUUCACACAGGAGAGAAACCCUUCAGGUGUAAGGUUUGUAGCAAAGCAUUUAUCCAAUCCUCGGAUCUCCUGAAGCAUGAGAGGAUACACACAGGAGAGAAACCAUUUACAUGUGAGGUGUGUGACAAAUCAUUCUCAGACUCAUCGGCCCUCCGCAAACACCAACGUAUUCACACUGGAGAGAAACCAUUUACGUGUGAGGUGUGUGAUAAAUCAUUCUCAGACUUAUCGACCUUCCGCAGACACCAACACAUUCAUGUAGGGGAGAAACUGUUCACGUGUGAGGUGUGUGAUAAAUCAUUCUCAGACUUAUUGGUCCUCCACAAACACCCAUGCAGUCACACAGAGGAGAAACUAUUCAUGUGUGAGGUGUGUGACAAAUUAUUCUCAGACUUAGCAAGUCUGUGUGUACACCAAUGCAUGCACACAGGCAAGAAACCCUUUGUGUGCAAACUAUGUGACAAAUCAUUCUCUGAUGAAGCAGGCAUCUGUAAACACCAAAGACUUCACACCCAGAAGAAACCAUUUACAUGUGAGGUGUGUGACAAAUCAUUCUCACAGUUAACAAACCUCCGUGCACACCGACACAUUCACACCGGGGAGAAACCAUUUACAUGUGAGGUGUGUCACAAAUCAUUUUCGCAGUCAUCAACCCUCCGUGUCCACCGACACAUUCACACUGGGGAGAAACCCUUCAUAUGCGAGAUAUGUGGCAAAUCAUUCUCGCAGUUAACAAACCUCCAAACACACCAACGUGUUCACACCGGAGAGAAACCAUUUAAAUGCGAAGUGUGUGACAAAUCAUUCUCACAGUCAUCAAUCCUCCACGCACAUCGACACAUCCACACUGGAGAGAAACCAUUCACAUGCAAAGUGUGUGAUAAAGCAUUCUCACAUUUAACAAACCUCCGUGCCCAUGAGCGCAUUCACACUGGAGAAAAGCCAUUCAAAUGCAAGAUGUGUGACAAAUCAUUCUCACAUUUGACGAACUUACACACACAUCAGCGAAUUCACACUGGUGAGAAACCAUUCAUGUGCAAGGUGUGUGACAAAUCAUUCUCACAAUCAUCAAUGCUCCGCAUACAUCAACUUAUUCACACCGGGGAGAAACCAUUCACGUGUGAGGUAUGUGACAAAUCAUUUUCACAUUUAACAAACUUCCGCACACACCAUCGCAUUCACACUGGAGAGAAACCAUUUACGUGCGAAGUGUGUGACAAAUCAUUCUCACAAUCAUCAAUCCUCCAUGUACAUCGACACAUUCACACACAGCAAAAACCAUUCACGUGUGAUGUGUGUGGCAAAUCAUUCUCAAGAUCAUCCUACCGCCUACUGCAUCAGAGAAUCCACACAUUAAUGUAAAUCUUUCAAUGUCAGGUUUGUGAUAAAGCUUUAGUAAUGGCUUCAAUGUUCCAGACACGCCAAAGGUUACCACAGGACACAAACUAUUCAAUAUGAAAUAUGGAUCUUGCACAUUAAAUUGAUUUUCUUGUCCAUGAAUUCACACAUAGACAGGAGAAAUUCUUUUGGUGUUACUUCUGUAAUUAGGCCUCACAGUUUCCAGGAACAUCAACAAAGAACACAUAAAAAUUGCCAAUCUGAUUCCAAGAUUUGGACCAAAUCUGAGACAUCUUACUGACAGAUCAACGAAACUGCAUGAGGAACAACUCUCUAAAUACUACAGUGAUGAAACGAUGGACUGAAUCCAACAAGUGCACAACUGUUACUAUAAGAGCUUUGGAUAGAGAUGAAGUGAUCACCCAAAAAUGAAUCUUGUACAAAGAGAGCAGGAUCAUGAACACACUCAGAGGAGGUUUACCAGGAUGCUGCCUGGACUGGAGGGCUUAUCUUAUGAAGAGAGGUUGACUGAGCUCAGUCUCUUUUCAUUGGAGAAAAGGAGGAGGAGAGGGGACCUAAUUGAGGUAUACAAGAUAAUGAGAGGCAUAGAUAGAGUUGAUAGCCAGAGACUAUUUCCCAGGGCAGAAAUGGCUAGCACGAGGGGUCAUAGUUUUAAGCUGGUUGGUGGAAAGUAUAGAGGGGAUGUCAGAGGCAGGUUCUUUACGCAGAGAGUUGUGAGAGCAUGGAAUGCGUUGCCAGCAGCAGUUGUGGAAGCAAGGUCAUUGGGGUCAUUUAAGAGACUGCUGGACAUGUAUAUGGUCACAGAAAUUUGAGGGUGCAUAGAUGAGGAUCAAUGGUCAGCACAACAUUGUGGGCUGAAGGGCCUGUUCUGUGCUGUACUGUUCUAUGUUCUAUGUAAAAGAUGCUGAAGCACAUCCCACACAAACCAUCAAAGAAUUGAGUCUAGCCUGAAGAAGCUAGAUCAGCAAUGUGAUGAAGGACUACCUCAUCCUGUGCAGUGCUUGCAAUGAACAUCAAGCGAAACAAGAUAAAGAGUUGCUCAUGACUUGUGACAUCCCAUGGAUGAAGCUUCACCAUCACUGAAACUGACUACCUCGUCAGUCGACUGCUAUUCAGGCAGCAGGGAGUUACAGAAACUGAGGUGAGUGACUGUCUGAAAGCACACCAGUCAUCAUGAUAUUCCUGGUAUUGUGAUUAGUGACAAUCCCGCAUUACUGGUUGAAAAACUCCACACUAUCCCCAGUCAAAUGGAAAGGAUGAGGAAGUGGUGUAAAUUGCAAAAGGGAUCAUCAAAAUCGACCUGGUCCAGCAUAAAUAUCAUUGCCAGAACUGAGAGUUGGGCAGCGAGAGUGCAGAUUUUAAAUGCAUUCAAGAAAAGCCAGCCCAUGUGCAAACUCGAGACCCGUGUCCAGAUGUUGUCACUGUGAUUAUACGUGGUGAAAUGGAACUAUCAGAUGUGUUGCCAAAACAGCAGUCACUGACAUGCGACUGGAGAAGCUGCUUUACUGCAGAUACCUGAUGAGGCAGAUCACAUUUCUGAGUCAGGAACUGAAUGACCAUCAGUCCCAGAGAUUGUCCAUCUUCCAACAAAUACAAUGGAUCACCAACAACAGUUAUCACAGGCACAGUUCCCUUCUCACAGAACUGGGAUGUACUGACACCACCGCAGACUGCAGCUGGUCAAGAAGGACACUGUAAUGAUACUAUGACUUUAAAGAGGUGGGUUUUAUCCUUUGUUUUUGAAGAAGAGGUGUCGAGGUGUCUAUUGGAAGUCCAUAAAGUAAACAGCUUGGGAGGCCUUGGAUUGUUGUAAAUUUGGAACAAUAGAAUCAUUAAACGUGUGCAAUUUUUUUGUCACAAUUUGACACAAUUGGGAAAUACAAGAAAGAACAGAUUCUUGUAUGGGUGAAUGGGUGGGCAAAGCUCCCAGAAAACAAGGAUUUUUAGCAGCAGUUGCUGCUGGGAUUUUGAAGCUGGAUGUGGACGUUGUGUCUCCCUCUCUUGGUUACAGCUAAAAGCUGGGGUUCUCUACCUGCUGCCAGAAUUAUAUGUAUGACAUUCUACUGUUCUGAGUUUUCCUUUGCCAAGUGUGUGUUUAUGGGAUGUUACUAUAUUGGAACAGUUAAUAAUCUAUUACUCUGUUACAUUUUCCAAUAGAAUUAAGUUAUUCCAAUUUCUUCUUUUUUGUUAUAUUUUAACAAAAGUAUAUGAAUAAAGCGUGUUUUGCUUCAAAUCUGGUAGUCUGACCAAUCAAAUUGCAUCCGGAACGCAAAGCCUGGCAUUUGCCUUUAAAAUAAGUAAAGAUUUGGGUCUAGAUUAUCUUCUUAAUGUAUUUUGAGACAACUUGAUCUGGUCUUGACAACAUAAUUGAAGCAGAUUGUUAACCAUGGACUUGUAGUUUGCUGAAAUAAUUGUUGGCCACGUUAAAUAGACUGGGGUCAUGAUUAUGACUGAUGUUUGAUGCCUGAACACUGAAAAGUCCUGACUUUAAUUUGAACAGUAACUGAAGUAAGUACAAUCAGCAGAAACUCAUCACUCUCAUUAUUUUUGUCUGGGGUUGUGACCAUUUCUUUGGUUAGUACCUGCGUCCUGGCUGAUGCUUAAUA
Messenger RNA from Stegostoma tigrinum, 4897 nucleotides. RefSeq names its product zinc finger protein 271-like. Gene Ontology annotation, molecular function: DNA-binding transcription factor activity, RNA polymerase II-specific; RNA polymerase II transcription regulatory region sequence-specific DNA binding. The transcript is spliced from 2 exons. Gene Ontology annotation, cellular component: nucleus. The record is from RefSeq and is a predicted model, not a curated record. Lineage: Eukaryota; Metazoa; Chordata; Chondrichthyes; Orectolobiformes; Stegostomatidae. The coding region runs from base 855 to 2294 and encodes 479 amino acids. Gene Ontology annotation, biological process: regulation of transcription by RNA polymerase II.